GGUAGGAGCAGGUAGUUAUCACGCAGCUUUAAAACAUGGGAUGGGUUUAGCUCGUCGGUGUGGGAAGACACGAGAGCCCGGCCCGGCCGGACUGCAAGCCGCACGCGGGAGGUGCAGCGUCGCCGGGCUGCGGUGGACUUGGCUCGCCGGAAAGAGCCAGCGGAGCCAAAGCGUUUCUAACUUUGUUGCAGUUAAAAGACACCCCCAGGUUUCAUCACGUUCUUUCCUAGCUCUGUCCUUGACGUGAAGCACGCCUGUCCUCCCCGGCUCCCCGCGCGGCCAGCAAAGCGCCGCUUAAACCUCAGCUGCUUUGAAACCCCUGGGCAAACGCUCUUUUCUCGGUGGCUUUUGAGCAGAUCUUUGAUGCGGUCGCAAAACUGAGGGGGAGCGGAGUUUUGCCAAUUAAAGUGAACACAGGGUUUUUCGGACGAAGGAGUUUUUUACAUGGGGGGCUGCAAACAAAAUCCCUGCAACUGCGUGCAGCCGCUUUUGGCACACGUGGAAAUGUCUGGUGUAGUCGCAGCUAUCCAGUUCGAGGAUGCUUGGUCUCCUGCUGUAGAGUAGUUUGGGCAUCUGCCCCCGCGGUUAGUAGGAGAAGCAGAAACUGCUGCUGUCUGGGAGAAAACGCUUUAGCUCUCCUGUUUGGCCCUAGCUGCGGUGCUGCGCUGAGCCUGGUCGGCGUUCAGGAGUGCCGCGCAGAGACGUGAGCGCGCGUUCCCUUCACUCGCCUGUUUUUCCCUCUUCGUGCAGGAAGAGGAUUGCUGGCUGAAGACUGACCCCAGGACGCCGAGUCAGAGGUCGAGGGCAAGCUGGGUUUCCUUGUGAGCAGCCAACGCAGCGUCUGCAAGCGCUCUUCCCCGUGGGGGCUCCUGGAGGUGCCGAGGUGCUCGUUCAGACAUGGCAUUUCGAAGGACAGAGGGGAUGUCCAUCAUCCAGGCCUUGGCGAUGACCGUAGCGGAGAUCCCCGUGUUUGUUUACACGACGUUUGGGCAGUCUGUCUUCUCUCAGCUGCGGCUCUCUCCAGGCCUGCGUAAGGUGCUGUUUGCUACAGCUCUCGGGACAGUUGCCUUGGCUCUUGCAGCUCAUCAGUUGAAGCGGCGUCGGCGUCGGAAGAAACAAAUCGCUCCGGAGAAGUGCGGCGUUAAGCCUGGAGGGAUAACAGUGCCCAUCUUGCCAACCAGAAGGAUCUCUUCUGUGAAGAAAGGAUACUCCAGCAAGAGAGUCCAGAGUCCCGGCAGCAAGAGCAAUGACACGCUCAGCGGGAUUUCCUCCAUCGAGCCCAGCAAACAUUCCAGUUCUUCCCACAGCCUUGCCUCGAUAGUAGCAGUGAACUCGCCAAGUCCGACGCCGGCAUCAGCAGGUCCGUGGGAGGCCCAGGCAACGGGGGAUGCUGGAGCAGCUGGCGACUCCAGUGCAGAAAGCCUCUACGUUCAAGGCAUGGAGCUGUUUGAGGAGGCCCUGCAGAAAUGGGAGCAGGCGUUGACCAUCCGGCAGAGGGACAGUGCUAGUACCAGCACCCCGGUGCCCUGGGACAGCAGGAAACACCAAGAGUCCACGUCUGAGGACAUCCCAGAGGAGGGGUCCCAGAAAAGGGAGUUUGCUGAGAAGCUAGAGUCCCUCUUGCACCGAGCCUAUCACCUGCAGGAAGAGUUUGGGUCUUCACUUCCGUCAGACAGCAUGCUGCUGGAUCUGGGUGAGCUGGAGAAGACUCUAAUGCUUCCAUUGUCAGACGGGUCACUACGACUUCGGACAGAUGAUGAAGACAGCUCGAUUUCUGAGGACUCCUUCUUCUCUGCAGCAGAGCUCUUUGACUCUCUUCAUUUUGAGGAAAUACCGUUCCAUCUUUCUAAGCCAGUAGCUGCGUAUGAAGAAGCUUUGCAGUUAGUGAAAGAAGGGAAGGUUGCGUGCCGGACACUGAGGACAGAGCUGCUAGGCUGCUACAGUGAUCAGGAUUUCCUAGCCAAGCUGCACUGCGUCAGGCAGGCCUUCCAGGAGCUAUUGGAGGAUGAAAGCAACCAGCUGUUUUUUGCAGAGGUUGGGAAGCAAAUGGUGACAGGACUAAUGACAAAAGCUGAAAAGAAUCCCAAAGGCUUUCUGGAAAGCUACGAAGAGAUGCUACGUUAUGCACUGAAGCAAGAGACCUGGCCGACCACUCAGCAGGAGCUGGAGGGAAGAGGGGUGGUGUGCAUGAGUUUCUUUGAUAUUGUGCUGGAUUUCAUCCUCAUGGACGCUUUUGAGGACCUGGAGAACCCUCCCUCCUCUGUGCUGGCUGUGCUGCGCAACCGGUGGCUCUCCGACAGCUUCAAGGAGACGGCCCUAGCAACUGCCUGCUGGUCAGUUCUGAAAGCAAAAAGAAGGCUUCUGAUGGUACCAGAUGGCUUUAUCUCUCAUUUCUACUCCGUAUCGGAGCAUGUCAGUCCUGUUCUAGCCUUUGGUUUUCUGGGGCCCAAAGAGCAGCUAUCUGAAGUCUGCGCUUUCUUCAAGCACCAGAUAGUACAAUACCUGAAGGACAUGUUUGACCUGGACAAUGUGAGAUACACAACAGUUCAGUCACUGGCAGAAGACAUUUUGCAGCUGUCACGGCGACGCAGUGAGAUCCUCUUGGGGUAUCUGGGCACCGAGACCUCCCCUGAGAUGAAUGGCACGCUUCCCGGUGAAAAUGAACCGCUGAAGGAGCUCAUCUGAUGUGAAUCAGGGGAGGAAAAACAGUUUCAUAUAAGGACGUUUUUUCCUCCCACAAGUGGCUAAAACUACCUGCAACGGUCAGUGGUGGCAGCAAGACUUUCUCAACACACAGCAACCUGGUGGGACCGUCUGCUUUUUGUAGCCAGUAGUGUUUGCUGGGAUGGAUCCUGGACCACUUGCCAGCUUAUGGUUUGAAUUUCUUCUUUGUUCCACCUUCCUGUUCUUUUUUUAUUGUUAUUUUUGAUGUGUCAUAUGAACUAUGAACUGCCUGGGCCCAGAUUUUUGCCCCAUUUUCUUGAAUGGGGCAACAUAUGUACCCAUUCCACCUGUGCGUUAUCUGGGAGAUGCUUUCUGAUGUUUACGAUCACAUAGGGGAGCAGGAACAUCACUGGUAAAUUCUCCACUUCACCCUUAGGUCUUCAAAGAUAAUUUAAGGGGAUUUGUUUGCUUUGGGAAUUUUUAAUGUUAUUUCUCUGCUGUGUCUCUACAGACGUUACUGCUGAUUUUUACCUUACCUGUUUUAACACAUGCAAUGUGACUAGCAGAGAUUUCUUUUCCCAGGGAGGAAGAAAUACUUCUGUAAAGCACUGAAGUAAAAUGCAGACUUUUGUAACCGGCCUGAAGCUCUAAGGGAGUCAGUCUCUUCCCUCCGUGUUGCUGUUCUUUGCAGGCCAGAUGUCUGGCUCUGUACUGUGGUCAUCCGCACGUGGGAGACUGCUGAAGUCUGUGUUUGCUUCUAAGACAAACUAGUGUGAGGAGGGGGUGGGUUUGUAUCUUGCCUGUGCACGCACACAGUCUUUAACAUCCAUCAAAGUGCCUUGCUAUAUUUCAGAAUUGGCCAGUAACAGUUUUCAUGAAGUACAUAAGCAGAGGGACCUGGCAUAGAGCGGUGUCGAUUGCUGUUAUGCAUAAGGCAGUAAGAGAUGAGGUGGUUGGAUGUGAUGCACAAAAAGGAUUAUGUGUGCAGGUAGCUGGAGAGCUGGGGUCAAGCUGUUAGAGAGGAAACAACUUCUUAUGUAAUUUUUCUAUAGUAAAAAACAUGAUGUAAUUUUGGAUAGAUACCAAAUGCAGGCGUAGUAGGUCCUUGCCAUGCUGAGAAGGGCUCUGCUUAAAUAUCCUGAUACUGGCUUUAGAGCUGGCACCUGAAAGUUAGCUGCUCUUGAUCACGUGCUGAGUUGGAUGCUAGUGUAAGACAGCAGCAUUUGAGUGAGCUGGCCUUGAGGCCGUCCUGGGUUUUGUUUGAGAUUUGCAGUGAUAUGCUUAGUGCUCCGAUUGUAAUGCCACAGAUGAAGGCUGAGGGUGCUGCCUGUCUUUUCUCCUGUUUUUGUCCACAUAUGGCUCCAAAUCCCAGCCUCAGAUUGAGGAGGUAUUCAGGGAGAAGAGAAUGAGGGCUUUCACAACACUAAGCUUCACUUUUUUUCCCCAGUGAUUUGUUAUCCCUUGUGUCUUAUCCAACUAUGUUUGUCUGAGUGAAAAAUUUAAGAAUCUGGAGUUCCCGUAGAAGGGGAAAGUCAGUACGUGGACUUGGAGAAUAUAAAUCUUUUCUUUUUCCUUCUUCGUAUCUUUAGUGUGGAUUCUGCUAGUAAAAGGAGGAAGGAAAUAAGCAGGGAAAAAGUAAACAAGGAGGUGUGAAAUGAGUAGAUAAUACUCCUGAGACCCUUGCAAGAAGGGAGUGGAGCAGGCAGCACCUGCUGCUCUACAAGCACAUCAGACUGAUGCGGCUUAUCCUGAAUACUAGAUUAAUGCAAUACAUAAGAAAAUGGUGAGGCGGAAGUGAGGAACAGCAGUCCUUGGUAAGGCUUCAUGGAAUAAACUGCUAUGAGAAGGAUGUAAGGGAGGGUAUUGAAACUAGGAAAGGUUUCUGAGGUGUCUUGCUCCUGCCAUCAGGCAGUGAGAGAAGAAACGGAGGGUGUUGUAUUAGCAGGUCAUACCUGUUACAUGUGGACCGUGAUUCAAAAGCAUGUUAAAUUCUGAAAGCAAGUAACUUUGCCAAAAAUAUUUUGUAGUGCUUUGUGCUCUUGUGUGGCUGGUUUAGAAGAAAGAGCAACUUCAGCAGCUUUGUAUAGUGGUUAAGCAGAUGCUAAAAUGUGAAGAUUAAUGUAAUAAGCUGGAUUGUAAUUCUAAUGAAUCAAUGCUGUUCAUUUCA
Messenger RNA from Struthio camelus australis, 4831 nucleotides. The record is from RefSeq and is a predicted model, not a curated record. Lineage: Eukaryota; Metazoa; Chordata; Aves; Struthioniformes; Struthionidae.